AUGUCAUUGCCCUUCUCAUUGCUGAAGAAGACCCCUCGGGAAACCUCGAUCCCCUUCACCCAGUUUAAAACAAGUUUAUCCACGCAGUUUACGAUGCCAAAGGAUUUGCCUGCUCGUCCCCCUCACUCCGUUUUCCAGCGGUACAAACACUCCGCCGGCUACGCGCCCGCCUCUGGCAACGCCAACGACUCCGUCAAGACCGUCCCGUACGGUAAACGCCGCGGCAAAGAACUACGCCCGCCGACUGCAGCGCUCACUCUCCCGUUCCCUCCGAACUCACACGAGGAUAGGCGCCUACGUCGCGAACAGUUCCACGAGCGCUACGCGACCGACAAGGCUGACUUCGAGCAGCGUCUAGCUGCACACAAAAUUCAACAGGCACGCGAACGGAUCCUCGCCGGUCCAUCAAAGCCGACACUCGAGCAGCGUCUCGCUGCCAUCCCACCGGCGACACAUACGCCGAUCGCCCCGAAGCCGAUGCUAAUCGACUUCAACAAGCACACUCCCGCCGACCUCGUCUGCAUCUUCACACCGAAGUUCGACGGCACGCUCAAACGCCUCGACGUCUUCGAGACCUUCGAGCUCGACGACCUUAACUCCGACUGA
This is a messenger RNA of Phanerochaete carnosa HHB-10118-sp, 606 nucleotides long. RefSeq lists its product as uncharacterized. Bases 1 to 606 code for a protein of 201 amino acids. The transcript has 3 exons. The record is from RefSeq and is a predicted model, not a curated record. NCBI's taxonomy places the organism in Eukaryota, Fungi, Basidiomycota, Agaricomycetes, Polyporales, Phanerochaetaceae.